AACCUGAAGCAUGAUGUUCCGAAGUUUAUCCAUUUCUCUUUUCAUAUUUUAUUUACGCAUCGUGUUGGUUGCCGUCGUGAAACAUCGGUAAAUCGAAAUCAGCUAAUGCAUUUGAAAUAGAAAGUUCAGGUCAAAUAGUCGUUUUCUUGACAACAACGUGUUUGUGGCUUUGUUCGUAGACACCGCGGUAUAAAAGAAAUAGCCAGUCGAAUGUGACAAAUAGUAUUAGUUAGACAAUCGGCUGAUUUGAUCUUACCUUAGAGAUGAAGCGCUUGCUUGUGCUGGGUGUUGCCCUUAUGGCGACCGGUUUUGCCAACUGUGACCUCGGACUGAAAAUCGCGAUUCAGGGUGUGCCAAAUUCCGUGAGCAGAGCCAUUGGAGCGGGAGUGCAGCCGGUGAUUGCCGCCAAAAUGACCAUAUCGAUCAACGAAACAUUAGAUUCUAGUGGUGUAUUGAAGAUGCUUCGAUCUAUUGCAAGUGAUGUGGUGGUUCCAUUGGAGUCAUUACUGGCGGGUAUCAAUGAUGCAGCGUCUGAUAAAAGUGGCGAUUCUGCGACGCUUUUUGAGAAUCUCAACGGGUUGGUGGAAUCUUCAGCGAUGGCAUUGAGCAAGGCUCAGAUUACUGUGGUAGGUCUGCAAUCUGUGCUCAACCCUACAACAUAUCAGGAUUUCAGCGGAAAUUUGACGCAUCUUGCUGCGGAAGUGAACUCGCUGGUUACUGUCCAGAGUGUACUACUAUCUGCUUUGAAUGAAGUGAACACUGCUGAUCCACCCUAUACCGCAAGAAAUGUGUCAAUGGUCAUUACAUCAGAUUUGAUAUCGAUCUACACUACUUCCCUGAAAAGCAUCAGCAGUGCUCUGUCAACGUUGGGAUCGCUAAUAUCUACUAUAGUGAAAGAGAAACAGGCAACUAUCUUACAAAAGCUCAAUCUUAACGAUUCGGUCGAUACGGCGCUCAAAAACUUGAUUCAGGUUGUCACCAAUUUCAAUCGAACGAGCUACGGCGUCUACAGUAGCGCCAUCCGUGCGUCAGAUAACAGUCUCAAAUCUCUGAAUCAGGCUUACGCGCCCGUGCUUUCGAAGGCUUCCACUUACAACAACGGAAACAUGACCAACCUGAUGAACUUCCUGGCCAACGCUAGCACAGUAGCAUCCGUUGCUUUGGACAACAUCCGGAACAAUACAGCUGCCCUUACUCUACAGCUUGCGUACACCCUCGGGAACCAAACGACGAACAUUUCACAAACCCUCUACAACGGUAUUCAAAACAUCAGCGACACGGCCUCUACAAGCACGAGCACCUUUUCCAGGACGUGCGAGCGCAAAUACACAACCAUGUUUCAACAGCCGGGAUUGUCUCCAUCGAGGCUGAAUCUUUGCCUUCAAUCGGAAGGGGCAAGUCUAGCGAGCUUUGCGCAAGUCACGGUUCCGGGACUGUUUGGGGACGUUCUGCGAUGGGUUGGACCUCAAGUGGUGCGGAUUAACAUGUGUUCGGUGUCAAAUGGCACUUGCAGCGUUGCGGCUUUCGAUGCUAUCUCGGACUUUUCGUCUCGCUUACAAAUGAAAUACGACAUGAUGAGCAGUGUCGUCAUAGCUGAACAAAACUUGUCUCUUUAUCGAAUCAUCAAUUGUGUCGAUACCGUUUCGAAUGAUAUUCAGGACGGUGUAUUGAGUAUUCAAGACAAAUCUGUCAACUGCUUGACGACAGGUACUUGA
Molecule: messenger RNA, 1715 nt
Organism: Aedes albopictus (Asian tiger mosquito)
Lineage: Eukaryota; Metazoa; Arthropoda; Insecta; Diptera; Culicidae
Exons: 2
Coding region: 264-1715 (483 amino acids)
Source: RefSeq, a predicted model, not a curated record